This is a messenger RNA of Plasmopara halstedii, 1032 nucleotides long. RefSeq lists its product as uncharacterized. Bases 1 to 1032 code for a protein of 343 amino acids. The transcript has a single exon. NCBI's taxonomy places the organism in Eukaryota, Oomycota, Peronosporomycetes, Peronosporales, Peronosporaceae. The record is from RefSeq and is a predicted model, not a curated record.
AUGCCAACACUCACUUUGUCCGUCCACGCGACAGAUAACGCGUCAAUUCGAGUUCCUACCCCCGUAUCAGUUCCCAUGGAAAGUAUGGGCAAUCAUCAUGCCAUUUACAGCGCUAGUCUUCCUACAGAAGCGCAAAAACCACCACCAAAGAAACGGGGACGCCGUCGUUUAUUGCAAGACGAAGGACAACGCAAGGCCAGACGUAAGACUCAGUGCAAACUUAAUCAACGACGCUAUCGUGCCCGACAACGUGGACUUAUCAGUAUGUUGUCACUGGAAACUGAGGGUUUAAAUGACUAUUUUCGGGACUUGCAAGACUAUCGAGACUUUUUAAGAGACUAUUUUGCACCAUCUUCAGCACCUUUAUCAGCAUGGAAUGAUCCAAGACCAAUGCUUGUCGUCAAUCACUUCUUACGAGCUUUUCAAACAGGUUUUGCACUGCACUCGAUUGAAUCAAGCUCCUUACAAGAAAGUUUUAUCAGACUAGUGUGUGCUCCUAAUCUCGUGACACAAGGAGCCAUGACAGAUGGCAUUGAGGCAUUGUUACUGCAGCUCAAACGCUAUGCAUCGUACCAUGGUGCACUAGAGAUACGAGCAGACAGUGUCUGCAUGUUACAUGCCCCAACGAAAAAAAUGGAUGUCAUGGCGAACGAAGAGAAAAUCUUGUGGAUCUUUCAAAGUAAAGGAACCAUUAGAAUGCGAAUUUCACGAGACACUUUGAUGCUCGUGUAUCCGCAUGUGUUACAGUAUCAUGAAACUAUAGCGCAACGUAUUAUGGGGCAAACGAUUGAGCCUGAUUUAACAACAACAUUUUAUUUCGACGCACAAGCAAAAGUAACGAAGCUUGAACAACACGUGGAUUUUGCUGGUGCAUUUCUCCGACUUCUAGAGAGUGCAGAAGAUGUGGCCACAUUGUUGAAAGGUGCGCUCAUUUCUCCAUUCUCCGAACUAGGAUUGGAUCCACAAGGUAAAACAGAAUCGUCUCUCACGCGCGGCUGUAAACAGCUCAGUCUGAAAUUUAUUCUUCUGUAA